This is a messenger RNA of Rhizoctonia solani, 1359 nucleotides long. RefSeq lists its product as uncharacterized. The transcript is spliced from 13 exons. Lineage: Eukaryota; Fungi; Basidiomycota; Agaricomycetes; Cantharellales; Ceratobasidiaceae. The coding region runs from base 1 to 1359 and encodes 452 amino acids. The record is from RefSeq and is a predicted model, not a curated record.
AUGGGUGGUUCUUCUGGUUCAGAAUAUGACUCUGGCUCUGAUUCGGGUCGCUCCGACCGUUCGCACAAGAAAGAGAAGAAGGACAAGAAAGAUAAGAAAGAUAAGAAGAAAUACGACUCCGGCGAUGAACACGAGAAAAAGGAUAAAAAGGAUAAAAAGGAUAAGAAACACAAGGAGGAUAAAGAUCACAAAGAGGAUAAAGACCACAAGGAUAAGAAAGAUCACAAGGAGGAUAAAGAUCACAAGGAUAAGAAAGACAAGAAGGAUAAAAAAGAUAAAAAAGAUGACGACAAACACAAGACAAGCUCUCCAAUUCCUGGCCAAAUCGCGCAUGCACUCAGCGGAACUGCCCUCGGCGGCCUUGCACAGGAAUUCCUCAAAGGAGGCGGAAGUGGAGGUCAUGGCCUCCUCCGCGAAGGGGGUUCUCCAGGCGCAGUUCAUGGCGGAGCUCCGGUCAUCCCCAGUAACCCUGCUACUGGACCAGAGACGGGUGCGAGCGGGCAGCGUAUUCCGUGCACAACCACAGACGCGUUCCCCAUACAAUCUGCGGGCCCGUCGCCUCCAUUUGUCGAUUCGACCGGACAGCCCGUGUAUGUUGGUUCGGCACUGAUCAAUGGUACAAACGUACAACCUUGCCGAAUCACUCCUUCCGGCUGCUUCAUUGCUUCGGACGGAAUUGAGGCUACACACACUGGGCGGUAUGACCUGCUCCCUCUUACUGAUGCAAUGGAAUGGGUCCCCGCAUCGGGUGGUGCACCGCCGGCGGGCGGCAUCGAAAACGGCUCGUCCCUGUAUCAUGCUUGUGCUCGCGUCAAUAGUGUCAUGCUUCCAGGCAAAGCCGGAGCUGCAAUUGGAGGUGCACAAAUCCCUGCGGCUGGUGGCGCCCACUUCUUCCCGCAGGAUUACUUUGUCUUACUUAUGGCUCGGGUUUCUAUAGGUGCUGGAAAGAUUAGGUGGUUACCAUACGAAGCUCGUGUCAUCGUAAUAACAUAUGAAUCCCAUCUAUGUUGCUUCGGCGCUUAUGGAAGACUCGGUCCACCCAUGCAAGUGUGCUCCACACUUGGAGCUGCCAUGUCGUGUUCCCUAUGGUGGGCGGAGCAUUUCCAUGAGGGAAGAUAUGACAUUCUCCCAAUAACACGGGAUAUGGAUGGCGGAUUGCCUUACGGCCGAACUCCAGUAGAAGGGGGAUACGAGGGUGAUAACCCACUUUAUCACGCUUACAUCGAGACCCACGGAGUUAAAGUUCCAGGAAAAACUGGCGCACAUUUGGGUGGUAUAAAUGUUGCGUUCGGAGGACAGGAACUAUCGUUUGCUGACAACUAUUACAUUCUGUGCUGGAAGGAAGAUCAGCCUUAUUGA